Sebastes umbrosus (honeycomb rockfish) is the source of this 4624-nucleotide messenger RNA. It is a transcript of the gene irf5, whose product is annotated as interferon regulatory factor 5. Gene Ontology annotation, biological process: immune system process; regulation of transcription by RNA polymerase II. Gene Ontology annotation, cellular component: nucleus. The coding region runs from base 2224 to 3777 and encodes 517 amino acids. Lineage: Eukaryota; Metazoa; Chordata; Actinopteri; Perciformes; Sebastidae. The transcript has 8 exons. The record is from RefSeq and is a predicted model, not a curated record. Gene Ontology annotation, molecular function: protein binding; DNA-binding transcription factor activity, RNA polymerase II-specific; RNA polymerase II cis-regulatory region sequence-specific DNA binding.
UUAUACGCUUAAAAAGUUACAAACAGUCCCUUUAAAUUUCCUUCUUUCGUUGCAUGCAGCUUUGUAAAAGUCCUUGCGGCUUUUGUAGCUUAACUAGCAAUCCCUCGUCUCUCCUCACCUAAAAUUGUGUGGUUUGUCUGAGACCUCCCGGGACCAGGCAGAACCAUCACGAGGGCCACUGCUGGCCCCCGAGCUGUAUUUAUUUCUAUUUAGAGUAAAAAAAAAAAAACUCUUACAAUUUAGACUUUUUAAAUUUUAUUUUAAUUUUUUAUUUUACAACAUGUCCACUGUAGUGCACCAUAGGACGAUUUUAAUGUGAAACGACAGCCGAACUGUGAAGAACGAAGACAAAAAAAAUAACAGAUUAUGGCUGUAGAGUGAUUUAAUACCAAGAAUACAUUCAACUUGUUUAAAAAUACAAAAUAUAUCAUUCUGGUUUAUUUCACCUGCUUGUUUGUUUCAAGGGCUGGGUCUCAAGAGCAUAAACUUAUAAAUUGAAUUUUAAAUGCUUAAAGUAAUAUAAAAUAGUCUAAACAGUGGUGUGAGAUAAAUAUUUGUUUUGCUACUGUAUGGUAAUAAUAUUUGUCAACCCAUUUUACAGGGAUCAACUCUAAAAGGGGUAGCGAUGAGUCGUUAUUUUAAAAUAGCUUUAUUUUUAAACAGUAUAGGCUAGAAUACACCACUUCACUGGAAACAACUGGACUUUUUUUUAAUAAAAAAAUACAACAUAUUCAUGCAAAGCAAGAUUUAGACGCUCGGUAGGCUAAAUGACUUAUUAAGACUGAUAUUUUUUGCAGUGCAGAAUGAGCAGCUUACAGUGUCUGACAGCAGGUUAAAGGUAGCCUAAAUUAGGCCUAUAGUCAUUAUACAGGCUAUAGAAACCUGCCCUUCUAUCCUAGAUUGUCCUAAAUGACAAUAAAUAUGAUAUUACAAUGUACCACUUGAUACUGGACGCUGACAUGAUGGUUAACAGAGGCUGUAGGCUCAUGACAGGAAUUUUAAAAAAGUCCCUUUGGUGGAGUUUAGGGUGCAACCAGAAGGUGUCUCCUGGAGCAUACUCCAAAGUAUUUCACUCUAUAAGUCUGUUGAAUAGCUCACCAGUCUGGUGUGUAGAAAACUCACCACUGUGUGAUUAUUUUUGUGAUAUCAUGAGGAUGUGUAAUUUAUCAAAUUGUUUACGAUACAAGCUGCUUGUAAUUAUGCAGAGCACAUCCCAGACUGUGUGCCGUUUGAGGACUACAGGUAUUUAAUCAACUGAAAGGAAAGGACUUUAUUCAUAAACAAGCUGAGGGGGAUAUUAUUGAUAAGAGGAAAUAAUUCAAUUGGUAAUGCAAUGGAAAUAAUUAGUUUUUAAAAAAUCUUAUUUCCCCCUUCUUCUAUUAAUAAUAGUAAUAAAUAAGUUUUGUGAAAUCAACAUAAGGAUGCUGGUACCAUUAUCUAUUUGGCAUAAUCUUACUUUAUAAAUAAGUAAAUGGGUAAAUAAGUUUAUUUACUAACUGCUUACAGAAGGUUUAUAACUUGUAACGAAUGUUUCAUUAUUUGUUAAUGAAUUAUUUCUGUUCAUUAACAUUAUUUUCCAACAUAAGUUGCUUUAUAGUUUCUUUAAUUCACCAGGAUGUACUCCAAUGUACUGUUUGACCACUUACGUCUUGGAAAAUAGCUGCAGAGCAUUCAAAAAUCGAUGUAUGAACAAUUUAUGAAAAUUUACAACCCCAAACAUGAUGAAUUUAUUCAGUAGUGCAGACUGUAGUUUAAAGAGACAGGUUUACAGUUUCUGUCUUUCUGUUUGGUGUUAAUAAACAUAUUUAAUAUAAACCAGUUCAGACUUUUAAUUUUAAAUAUUAUUAUAUAUUAAUAUGUAUUUAUUCUGUAGUGCAUGUGCCUUCAUGUUUGGUGUUAAUAAACAUAUCUAAUAUAAACUAUUUAGUUUAGACUUUUAUUUGUUUCAUUUCAGAUUGACUGAAGCUUUUAUUUUGUGACUCUGACAGGAAGUAGUAGCUGUCAUUGUGUUACAUUGAUUGUGAUCCGGAGUCAGUCGUAGGUGUUUUCCGUGAGGAGCUUCAGUUCGUGUCGGCGGCUUUUUGUUUGUUUAUUUGUUUGCUGACGUCACUGUGGUGCUGCAAAGAACUACGUCAAUUUAACGACACACGGAGCGGCACGAGGACAAGGAGCAGGACUAGGACCAGGACCAGUUUCCCCCAGUGUCGUCCCAGUACUCCCACCAUGAGUGUGCAGCCCCGGAGGAUCCGUCUGAAGCCCUGGUUGUUGGCGCAGGUGAACAGCGGCAGGUAUCCCGGUCUGCAGUGGCUCAGCUCAGAACACAGACUCUUCCAGAUCCCCUGGAAACACGCUACACGCCACACGCCAGCGUCAGACGAGGAAAACACCAUCUUCAAGGCGUGGGCUCUGGAGACGGGUAAAUACCAGGAAGGUGUGGAUGAACCCGAUCCGGCUAAGUGGAAAGCAAACCUUCGCUGUGCUCUGAACAAAAGCCGAGAGUUUCAGCUGAAAUAUGACGGCACGAAAGAAACUCCGGUCCAACCGUACAAGAUCUACGAGGUCUGCGAGCAGAUCGGGAUCACAGACGGUGCUGAUGAUGAGGACGAAGAGGUGAGGAGCACAACGUGUAAACAAUACAAACACAACACUUCACAUUUUUAUCACCUGACUGACAAUCUGUUUUAUUCUCAGAUGCCCAAUCUGAUGGAGCUCACAAUCAACCCCAGGAUCUGUGACCCCUCCUCCUUCAGCUCCUUCCCAGCUCAUUCAGAGGCCAUGUUUGGACAUGUAAUCCCCAUGACCUCUGACCUCCCCAUGGUCUCUGACCUCCCCAUGACCUCGGACCUCCCCAUGACCUCGGACCUCCGGGCUCAGGGUCGGAUGGUGAACCAGGGGAGCUUCGUCCAUCCUGCAGGACUCUCUAACGGACUACCGGACCUGAAUGCUCUGCCCCCCCCGGCUGCCUCUGCUCCCCAAGGGCCGGCCCAGAUGGAGGCCAGCAGCAUGGGGGACGUCCAGGACCAGGGGGACGUCCAGAACCACCAAACCUGCAAGUACGACCUGCUGAGCAGCGUCCCAUUAACAGAUCUGGACCUGAGGUUCCAGUAUCGGGGCCGGACGGCGGGCUCUCUGACCGUCAGUAACCCUCAGGGCUGCCGGCUGUACUACGGACACCUGGAGCCGACCCCGGAGCAGGUGGACCUGUUUGGACCCGUCACCCUGCAGCAGGUCUUGUUCCCGGGGACGUCUGAGGUUCAGAACCAGAAGCAGAAAUUCUACACCGAGGCCCUGCUGGACGUCAUGGACCGCGGUCUGAUCCUGGAGAUCUGGGAGCAAGACAUCUACGCCGUCCGUCUCUGUCAGUGCAAGGUGUUCUGGUCCGGACCCGGCGUGCCCGAGCACGGUCCACCCAACCCCCUGGAGAGGGAGAAGAAGAUCAAGGUGUUCAGCCUCAACGACUUCCUGCAAGGCCUGAUCCUGUUCCAGAGAGGGGAAGCUCAGAACCCGCCACCUUUCGAGAUUUACUUCUGUUUCGGGGAGGACUGGCCCGACAAGAAACCCAAAGAGAAGAAACUCAUCAUCGUCCAGGUGGUUCCUGUGGUGGCUCGGAUCCUGAGAGAGAUGUUCUCUGGAGAACUCAACUGGUCCACCGACAGCAUCCGGCUGCAGAUCUCAAAUCCUGACGUGAAGGACCAGACGGUGGAGCAGUUCAAGGAGCUGCAGAGGCUCCUGCAGAGCCAACACAUCCAGGGGCCCUGGACCCCCAAUGUCCCCUGAUCGACACAUAUAGGGGCCCUGGAUCCCCAACGUCCCCUGAUCCACACAUCUAGGGGCCCUGGACCCCCAAUGUUCCCUUGAUCGACACAUCCAGGGGCCCUGGACCCCCAACGUCCCCUGAUCGACACAUCCAGGGGCACUGGACCCACAACGUCCCCUGAUCCACACAUCCAGGGGCACUGGACCCACAACGUCCCCUGAUCGACACAUCCAGGGGCACUGGACCCACAACGUCCCCUGAUCGACACAUCCAGGGGCACUGGACCCCCAACGUCCCCUGAUCCACACAUCCAGGGGCCCUGGACCCCCAACGUCCCCUGAUCCACACAUCUAGGGGCCCUGGACCCCCAAUGUUCCCUUGAUCGACACAUCCAGGGGCACUGGACCCACAACGUCCCCUGAUCGACACAUCCAGGGGCACUGGACCCACAACGUCCCCUGAUCGACACAUCCAGGGGCACUGGACCCACGACGUCCCCUGAUCGACACAUCCAGGGGCACUGGACCCCCGACGUCCCCUGAUCGACACAUCCAGGGGCACUGGACCCCCGACGUCCCCUGAUCGACACAUCCAAGGGCACUGGACCCACGACGUCCCCUGAUCGACACAUCCAAGGGCACUGGACCCACGACGUCCCCUGAUCGACACAUCCAGGGGCACUGGACCCACGACGUCCCCUGAUCGACACAUCCAGGGGCACUGGACCCCCGACGUCCCCUGAUCGACACAUCCAGGGGCACUGGACCCCCGACGUCCCCUGAUCGACACAUCCAGGGGCACUGGACCCCCGACGUCCCCUGAUCCACACAUCCAGGGGCACUGGACCCACGACGUCCCCUGAUCGAC